This is a messenger RNA of Trichoderma aggressivum f. europaeum, 1071 nucleotides long. RefSeq lists its product as uncharacterized. The record is from RefSeq and is a predicted model, not a curated record. Lineage: Eukaryota; Fungi; Ascomycota; Sordariomycetes; Hypocreales; Hypocreaceae. The transcript has 3 exons. Bases 1 to 1071 code for a protein of 356 amino acids.
AUGGCUAUAGCUAUAGACAGAGUCGCUGCGGUUUUGUUAGUUGAUAUGCGGGAUGAUCUUGGAGGAUCCUACGAUGGCGUGCGAGAAAAAGGCUUUCGAACAGCAAUCGUGGGAAAUAAAAUGCUUGCUGAGCAGUGGAAAAAGACGCACAAAGAGGUGGUAGAAGAAAUUCGGGCAGCGAUUACUUACAACUUCGCCGAGCAAAUCAUUUCGCCAGGGAUUAAUCUCCUCUUAGGCUCGCGAUCACAAGAUGUUUGGGAGAAGCGCUUCUCUCGUAAAAAGGUCGAAGUUUUGCAUAGAGUCUUGAAGCAAACCGAAGAAGGCCGAAUCGUGCUGAGCCGCGCAAAAGACUUGGAUGACGCUGUCAUCACUAUCAAGUGUAUUCUCAGCAUCCACAUCGGAUACAAAUGGCGCUGCGCGAAAUAUGCAUCGCUAAAUACUCAAGAAAGCGGCGAGAUGCUAUUCAAAAAGCUACAGGGCCAACUAUCGACGCGAACGACAGACAUGCGACAAUUGGAGAGCACCUUGUAUUCUACAUUGGACAAGUCGACGCCCGAAAGCGGACAAGUCACCGAGAUCUCAAGAGAGAGUUUAGACUUUUUCGUUUAUACAUCUAUUCCGACAUCUAAUAGUGGUGUAUUUACGGAGAAAAGAAAGGGAUCAGUGUUGUCAGACCACGACCAUCCUUCCAAGAAACAUCGAUAUUCGCUCGGGCCAACUUCUUAUACGUCGCAUAUAAUCGAUGGACUGCCAUUGGCGGUCCGACCUAUAACAGGCCAAGAACAAAAUGAUAGGAGAGCAUCAUCCGCAGAUAGAGUUGAUAGGUCACUCAACUCUCUCUCUCAAAGUUCUCCGGAAGACCACCAAAUGCUUGACCCAGCAGAAGAGGACACUAUCCAAUCCGGUUUGGAGAAUACAGAGAUGGGCAGAGAAGGUCAGAUGGAAUUUCAGACACGGCUAGCCCCUGGAAAUCAAGAUCCUGGGAACUCCUUGAGCUACGAAUAUGGCGAACAAUGGGGAAUCACCGAGGACGUUAGCACUUUGGACGAUAUCCUCAGUCUCAGUUGGUGA